AUGGCAGGUUUGGUGCUGGACCAAAGCUUCAGCUCUUUUUGUUGUGCUGCGCUCUGUGGAUCGCGCGGGCUUAGAGGCCAUCUGGAAGAUCCGGCAGAAGAAUUGGAGGUGAGACUCUUCAUGAGAAGUUGGCGAGAGAUCCCAUACUUCCUCAAUGAGUCGCUCCAGAGCAGCGAAAGUUGGUCGCUCUGCGCGUUUUGCCUCCAGCGCUUCGCACGGGAUUUCGACCUGGUGGGUGUCUCCAAGCGUGGCGCUUACUUGCCUUUCUUGCAGCUGCAGGGCGAGCAGGUCUUCGCUUUCCACCUGGAUCCGGAACGCCCCGCCGCCGCGUCGAAGAGUCCGGUGUUGCAGAUGGAGGCGGAGCUUCCCUCGGCGCUGCAUGCGUGGCUGACGAUUUGUCAGCCUCUAGCGCUGUGGGCUGCCUGCGGCGCGAGGAACGCCACUGGCGGCGUUUCUGCAGCCGAUGGAAUGCAGAUCGCGAAGGCGCUGCAAAAAGCUUGUUCGUCUGGCUUCUUCUCGGAACAGCAAAACCUGGAGCUUCGGGAAGCCUUACGGGAAAAGGCGGUGAUGCCUUUGAACGGCGAGGCAUAG
Molecule: messenger RNA, 591 nt
Organism: Durusdinium trenchii
Lineage: Eukaryota; Dinophyceae; Suessiales; Symbiodiniaceae
Source: the annotation of a GenBank genome assembly